CAAGCUCAGUUAAGUGCUUCUGUUAACCUAGACCUUGCACAAAUAAGCCACUGAAACCAAAAGCACUUCUUAGCCCCAAGUUGCUACUGCGAUCUCCAUUAAUGUAUGCGUGCCCCACUAAUUGCACCUAAGUGCAUGUCUCUCCCUAUUUAAGUCCAUGGAUGGUGUCCUACUGUGAUCACUAUGCAUGUAGUAAAUUAGUUUGGAGUACUACAGUGGUGCUGAGAGAUCAUGAAGUGCUUUUGGCUCCUGCUUCUCCAUGGGCUUCUCUUCUUCGACACCGUCUCCUCGAAGACCCAUCGCCAUGUCUUCGUGGUAGAAGAUGCGCCUUACACUCGGCUCUGCAAAACGAAGAGUAUAUUGGCAGUGAAUGGGCAAUUUCCUGGGCCCACUUUGUAUGCUAGGAGGGGAGAUACAAUGAAGGUGAAGGUGCACAACCGUGCUAAAGACAACAUCACUAUCCACUGGCACGGCGUGAAGCAGCCAAGGAAUCCGUGGUCGGACGGGCCCGAGUACAUCACGCAGUGCCCGAUCCAGCCGGGGGACAGUUUUACGUACGCGGUCGUCUUGUCGACCGAGGAGGGCACAGUGUGGUGGCACGCGCACAACGACUUCGCUAGGGCCACCGUCCAUGGCACCAUCGUGGUGUAUCCGCCGCGCGGAUCGCGCUAUCCCUUCCCCAGGCCCUUCAAGGAGUUUGUCAUCGUACUCGGGGAGUGGUGGGUGGAGGAUGUGAAUGUGGUGCUUAAAAGAGCAGUAGAGAGUGGAGGAGACUUCAACAAAUCUGAUGCUUAUACCAUCAAUGGACAACCUGGGGAUUUCUUUCCUUGCUCCUCCAAUGAAACUUUCCGACUCGCGGUGGAGCGUGGCAAAACCUACCUCCUCCGUGUGGUGAAUGCCGCCAUGAGCGCGGGGCUCUUCCUCUCCGUCGCCCACCACCGCCUCACAGUCGUCGGCUCCGAUGGGGCCUACACCAAGCCCUACACCUCCGACUACGCCCUCGUCUUUCCCGGCGAGACCAUGGACAUGCUCCUCACCGCCGACCAGAACCCUAACCCUACCGGGGGGCUCUACUACAUGGCGGCCCGCGCAUUCGACUUCCUCAACACCAGCAACAUCGACAACAUCACCGCCACCGCCGUCGUCGCCUACCUCCCGGGCAGCGGAGGUGGCGGGAGGCCGCUGCUUCCGCCGCUCCCGUACUACAACGAUUCCAACGCCGCUACGCGCUUUAGCUUCUCACUGAGGGGACUGUGGGACAAGGAGCGGCGGCCUGUGGGCCUGCCGAACAUGUUCGACGAAAGGAUUGUGAUGACGGUGUCCAUCAACGAGCUCCCCUGCCGCCAUAGCUCGUGCGCGGGACCCAACGGGACCAGGCUCGCGGCGAGCCUCAACAACAUCAGCUUCGCGAACCCCUCGAUCAACAUACUCGAAGCCUACUGCAGGUGCGUCCGCGGCGAUUACGGCGUAAAUUUUCCGACGAUGCCCCCCUACUACUUCAAUUUCACCGCAGACGACCAGCCGCAGAAUCUGCUGUGGACGCGGAGGGCGACGGAGGUGAAAGCGGUCGAGUACGGCCGGAAACUGGAGGUGGUUUUCCAGGGAACGUCGCUGGUGCAGGGGGAGAGCCACCCCAUGCACCUGCAUGGGUACAGCUUUUACGUUGUGGGGUGGGGAUUUGGAAAUUUCGAUAAGUGGAGGGACCCCCUGGGGUAUAAUUUGAAGGACCCUCCUUUUAAGAACACUGUUGGGGUUCCCAGGAAUGGGUGGGUGGCCAUCAGGUUCACGGCUAAUAACCCUGGUGUAUGGUAUUUACACUGUCACUUGGAGCGGCAUCUGAUAUGGGGGAUGGACACGGUGUUGAUCGUAAAAGAUGGGCCGAGUCCAUGGGUGCAAUUUGUAUCUUAUUAA
Messenger RNA from Ananas comosus (pineapple), 1911 nucleotides. RefSeq names its product putative laccase-9. The transcript is spliced from 7 exons. Gene Ontology annotation, biological process: lignin catabolic process. The record is from RefSeq and is a predicted model, not a curated record. Lineage: Eukaryota; Viridiplantae; Streptophyta; Magnoliopsida; Poales; Bromeliaceae. Gene Ontology annotation, cellular component: apoplast. Gene Ontology annotation, molecular function: hydroquinone:oxygen oxidoreductase activity; copper ion binding. The coding region runs from base 232 to 1911 and encodes 559 amino acids.